This is a messenger RNA of Cotesia glomerata, 324 nucleotides long. RefSeq names its product rho GTPase-activating protein 17-like. Bases 1 to 324 code for a protein of 107 amino acids. The record is from RefSeq and is a predicted model, not a curated record. The transcript is spliced from 2 exons. NCBI's taxonomy places the organism in Eukaryota, Metazoa, Arthropoda, Insecta, Hymenoptera, Braconidae.
AUGCAAGAUACGACGAGUAACGAGCAUACGAAGACCCCGGAAAAAACACAAACUGGAAAUAGCAAGGAGCAACCACCAGCUGCAAUACCCAGUUCAGACAGGUAUUCACAUCCCUACAUCAAGCAGGAGCAACGAGACUCCCAACUUGCUCAAACGUACAAUAAUGGUUUAAUUACCUACGCGUACCCUCCAAUGAACUACUCGGGAAAUGGUCCACCGAUGCAAAACACGCAACCUAGACAACCACCACCAGCUCUGAAUCCACCGAUGCAGAUGAUCCCACCAGGAUUACCACCGCCACGACCACCACCAGCUGGCAACUAG